This is a messenger RNA of Danaus chrysippus (African queen), 1092 nucleotides long. NCBI's taxonomy places the organism in Eukaryota, Metazoa, Arthropoda, Insecta, Lepidoptera, Nymphalidae. The record is from the annotation of a GenBank genome assembly.
AUGCCAGGGCCGGAUAUAAGAGCCGAUGACAAUGUUCAUGGCGAGAUGUCUACUGAGCCCACGGCAACCGUCCACAGUGGCGUUGAGGCUAAAACAGAUAGAAAAUUAACAGUGCUUGAAACGCAUGGCUACAUUUUAGGAAGGACCAUCGGUUCUGGGUCAUAUGCAACAGUUAAGGUAGCAACUAGCGAACGACACAAUUGUCAAGUAGCAAUAAAAAUAAUAAGCAAGUUUCAAGCCCCUGGCGACUAUCUCAAGAAGUUCCUUCCCCGAGAAAUAGAAGUUGUUAAAGGACUCAAACAUGAAAACUUAAUACGUUUCCUACAAGCAAUAGAAACUACUCACAGAGUAUACAUAGUAAUGGAGUACGCAGAGAACGGCAGUCUGUUAGAUAUAAUACGGAAAGACCAGCAUAUUGACGAGCAACGCGGAAGACGGUGGUUCAAACAAUUGGUCGAAGCUGUUGAUUACUGCCACGAAAGGGGAGUCGUACAUCGAGACAUAAAAUGUGAAAAUCUGCUUAUGGACCACGGUCUCAACAUCAAGCUGUCAGAUUUCGGAUUCGCUAGAGGUCACAUGAAACCCAAAAAUGGCGUUUAUGCGCUGAGUGAAACUUUUUGCGGGAGCUAUGCGUACGCUUCUCCCGAAAUUCUAAAAGGCGUUCCCUAUAGGCCACAGGAUUCUGAUAUAUGGAGUAUGGGUGUGGUGUUGUACGCUAUAGUUUACGGUCGAUUGCCAUUUGAUGACACGAACUACACGCAACUCUUAAAGCAAGUCCAAAACAAGGUGUCCUUCCCUCGCGAACCGAAAGUGUCAACAGAAUGUCGAAAGCUUAUAACGAAAAUUUUGGCGCCAUUGAAGUUGCGUUCAAAAAUUCCACAGAUUCUAGCCGACCCUUGGCUUAGCCCUUCCGCCCCGACUAAAGAUGAAGAACUAGAUGCUAACCCUGUUAGACAAAAAUUAUUAUACAUGACUUUAAUUUAUCUAUUCCAUUUAGGGUCCAGGGAUAAUGCUCAAGCAAGCAAAGAGGAAAUAAAAAGUGUAAACAUUGGAACCGUAACGUUUGAUAGAAAAUUGGAGGAAGUUAAGUAA